Pan troglodytes (chimpanzee) is the source of this 2942-nucleotide messenger RNA. Its product is annotated as putative UPF0633 protein. NCBI's taxonomy places the organism in Eukaryota, Metazoa, Chordata, Mammalia, Primates, Hominidae. The record is from RefSeq and is a predicted model, not a curated record. The transcript has 2 exons. The coding region runs from base 305 to 589 and encodes 94 amino acids.
UCCGAAAUCAACCAAUUAAAGCCCAAAUCGUAUAAUAGUUUCUCUCUAACUCCUCCCACUGAGAUGACCCAUAGUACCCCAUUCCUUGCUGCAAUGUAAUUAUAUUUAAUUACAAGUGUGCUCCUGGUGGUCUUUAACUGAAGGGCACUGACUGGGUCACUGGUGAAGUUCCCCGCAGGAACUGAGUCAGACCCCAUCUCAGGGCCCCGCACAAGAUAGGUGCCUGCACUAAGGCGUGGACCCUCGCGACAGCCCUGGCCCGUCUUGACGGGCGAGGGUUACUGUACUUGUCCCAACCGUACAGAUGAGAAAGCUGAGACUCAGGGCGAGCAACCCGGGUCCCAGCGGAGCGCCGGGCACGCGCCGACACUUCCGCACCAGUCGCGGUGGCCACCACUGUGCGCGGAGAUGGCUGCGACGCGUGCGCAGAUCUCGAUCCCAAACUCCCUCCUGCCAGAAUCUGGACCCGAAUCCACCCAUUGCCCAGUUUCCGCUGCCGCUGGAGAGAAUCUCUGAGGUCCCCAGGACAGCCUGCCUGCACGGAAGAGAUGCCUCCUCAGUAUGGCCGCCCCCGGAGAGGAGCGAUUAAGUGCAGACCUCCAUGUUGCUCUUGAGCCUGAGCGGCUUCAGGGAGCCAUGUUUGUUACUGGCGGGCGCCGGCCUCACUGAGCAUGUGCAGCCCUGGCCGGGCGGCCUCAAAGUUCUGACAUCACAGGGCGGUUCCUGAAGUGGACGUAGUUGUAAGAGCUAGUUAUUUUAGACAAUGCCUCUGGGAUCAGGGACUCUAAUCUGGAAAUAGGUAGUAGGAGAGGUCGGUGAUGCAGUCUCUGGGUCAGAGACCUGAGCUAUACGGGGUUAGAGAGGGGCCCUGGGCAGGCGAGUCUCUGGGGAGUGUGGUGAGAAUCCUUGUGUAAGAUGCUGGGAGGAGGUGGGGUCAGGGCUGGGGUCCGUGGGCCGACGGGUUGGGGGAUGGCCAGCGUCAGGGAUCAGUAGUAGAGAUUCUAUGUGCCCUGAUCGCCAGUAGAGGUUUUAAAUACAGAGUAUUCAUGAGUUUAGCAAUGUUAUUCGCCUCUCAUAAUUUAAAUAAUUUGAAGUUUUCCCCAAUAACUAGUGUCUUAGAAGUCAUGAAAAUUUCAGAAAAUGACAGGUCUUCUGAGUUCGUGAUGGGAGUUGGGCAGCAGUCGCAUACGAGCACCUGGAGAGUCCUUGCCAGUUCUUUGGGGAUGGGGAGCUCUUAAGACUGCCCUGAGACCGCCCUUUGACCUCAUUGUGGUCCUUUCUAGAUUAAAUGCUGUUUUCCAUGACCGUCUCUGUUCUUCCCAUACGCGAAUGGCAGGCAUCCAGAUCUCCAAGAAUAGAGGAUUAGGAGAGACUCCACCACCUAUGUCCUCACAGUUAAUUAUCGAUUUGUGUCACUUGCCCAUUUUCUCACUUCCUGUUUGUGUGUCAAGGAGUAUUAAUAAAUCUUUGCCUAUUUAAAGAUAUUAGCCUUGGAUUUUCAAAUAUUGCAUAUUUUGACAUGUAAAAAUUUGUUAGUUUUAUUUUUUCAACCGAUCUGACCUGUAUAGUUGGGCUUGAGGAAGCUUCCUCAUUGUACAUGUUACUAUGGAUUUUCUAAUAUUAACACAGGGUUGUAUUUUUUCCAUAUAACUUUCUAUUGAAUUUCUUUUUCCAUAUGAUAGGUGGUGAAGGUUUAGCCCAGUAAAGCAGAGAGGUUAAGAGGUUAGAUUGGGGGCUCUGGAGCCAGACCUAUGUAGAUCCGAGUCCUGGCUCUGGCACUUGAAAGCCGUGUGACCUUGGUUAAGAUACUUAGCCCCUCUCUGCCAAAUGGAGAAAUAAGGGCACCUACCCCGUAGGGUAGUUGUGUGAUUACACAAGUUAAUACACUUCAAUCACUAGCAAGAAAGUGAAUGUCAAGCUGUAUUUGUUCAGGCAGCCAUAUGGUAGCCCCACCUCCUUAGUAAACUGAGGUAUUGAAGUAUCUUCUUUUUCUUUCAGAAAAUAUUUGUCAAGCACCUUCUGUGUUCUAAGAACUGUUCUAGAGCUUUGCAUGCUAUGGAGGUCUAGAAAUUCACAUUAUGGUGGCAGGUGACAGACAAUACAAAGAGAUAAAGCAAUUUCAUAUAGUGAUAACCUAGGGAGGAGUGCUAAAAGGAGCCAAGGUGUAGUGGUGACUGGAAGGUGACCAGGGAAACCACUGUAGGGUUUCUAAGUGAUGAGACCUGUGACAAAUCCCUGUGGUCAGCAGCAGGCAUUGGAUAUGUAACUUUAUUCUGUCCCAUUGAUCUUGUAGUCAACCCUGGUCUGUUCUGUAUUGUUUUAAUUACAUAAUCUUUGUAAUAAUCUUUAAUACCUGGUGGAGUGCUCUGUUUACUUAUUUCUGCGUAAUUAACCACCCCUAAGCUUAACUUACUCAUGGUUCUGCAGGGUGACUGCUCUCCAUGGUUCUAGGUGGUUCUGCAUGGGGCCUCUCACAUGUGCUACAGUCAAACAUUAGCCGGGGCCACAGUCAUCUGAAACUCACUUACACGGCUGACAAUUGAUGUUGGCUGUUGCCUGGAGAAGACAUAUGUGGCCUGGUGGAAUGGAAUGGUGACUAGAUUCAAGAAAGAGCUUCCCAGGAGCAAGGCUACCAAGAGACCGAAGUAGAGGCUUCAGUUUCUUUAAAAAAAAAAAAAAAAAUCGGGCCAGGCGCGAUGGCUCACGCAUGUAAUCCCAGCACUUUGGGAGGCCAAGGCAGGCAGAUCACAAGGUCAUGAGAUCGAGACCAUCCUGGCCAACAUAGUGAAACCCGUCUCCAAUAAAAAAAAAAAAUACAAAAAUUAGCUGGGCAUGGUGGUGUGUGACGGUAGUCCCAACUACUUGGGAGGCUGAGACAGGAGAAUCUCUAAAACCUGGGAGGCGGAGGUUGCAGUGAGCUGAGAUUACACCACUGCACUCAA